Messenger RNA from Drosophila sulfurigaster albostrigata, 1071 nucleotides. RefSeq lists its product as uncharacterized. The coding region runs from base 127 to 1023 and encodes 298 amino acids. The transcript has 3 exons. Gene Ontology annotation, molecular function: DNA binding. Lineage: Eukaryota; Metazoa; Arthropoda; Insecta; Diptera; Drosophilidae. The record is from RefSeq and is a predicted model, not a curated record. Gene Ontology annotation, biological process: regulation of transcription by RNA polymerase II. Gene Ontology annotation, cellular component: nucleus; transcription regulator complex.
GCAAACAGAGUGCGCGCUGAGACGAAGACGAAGAUGAAGACGAAGACGAAGACGAAAAACAGUGCAGAGCAAUUCAUAUGAAUUCGCUCGCCCGCAAACAGAGUGCGCGCAAAGCCGAAGACGAAGAUGAAGACGAAACGCAAGCAAUUCGCUUCAAACGCUGUGUUUAAAAAACGUUGUUUAUGGGAUCAGCAACAUAAACUUUACCACAAUAGGCAUAUUGUUGAUCAAAAUUGGAAUGAUAUUUCAAAGGAAUUGAAUGUUGAUGCCAUGUCUUUGAAAAAAAAAUGGAAACAAUUAAGGGAUACAUUUCGAGUCGAAUUGAGGAAAUUUCCACCGGAACGUUCUGGCGACGCUGGACCUGAGUCGCUCAACGAGAUGUGUUCUCAAUGGACUCAUUUUGAGUCCAUGAAGUUCAUUAAGGACCAGAUAAAGUGCCGCCAGUCUUCCGGAAAUUUGAGUCGCCCUCAAUCAUAUGAAAAUGUAAGCAUUAAUGCUUUCGAAGACUCAACUAUUGGAGAUACAGAGUUGAGUGUAGAUAUAGAGGCGCCGCAUAGUGCGAAUAAAGAGACGCCGCAGUAUGAUGAGGAAAGCAACAUUAGUACUUUUGAGGUUGACACAUCCACCCCACAACAUCAUGCUCCAAAAAAACUAAAACGACGCCAUGACAACAUUGAGGGUGAAAUCCUCGAAAUAGAGAAAAAAAAAUUGGAACUUUUGGACCAAAAAAAUAAAUCCAGGAUUCCAGCAGACGACGAGGAUAUGGCGUUUUUUGUUAGCUUAUUGCCACACGUGCGGAAAAUGGAUCCGCAAACUAAACUUUUAUGCCGCAUGGACAUGCAAAGAUCUGUGUACAACUAUGCGUACAACGUAGGGCGCUCUUUUCAGGCUACUAGCAUUUCCGUACCAUCACCGACUGUUUUUGAGUCUUCUUCAACAGCAUUUUCGGAUAAUGCAUUAUCCCCACAAGACCCGAUGCAAUACGUUUCAUCAGGAAACGUUGUUACAUUUUCAAAUUUAUAAAAAAAAACAUUGAAAUGAAUAAAACUAAAUAAAUUUUGAAAAAUUUUC